Messenger RNA from Pseudocercospora fijiensis CIRAD86, 609 nucleotides. RefSeq lists its product as uncharacterized. The record is from RefSeq and is a predicted model, not a curated record. The transcript is spliced from 5 exons. NCBI's taxonomy places the organism in Eukaryota, Fungi, Ascomycota, Dothideomycetes, Mycosphaerellales, Mycosphaerellaceae. The coding region runs from base 1 to 609 and encodes 202 amino acids.
AUGCCAGCUCUCCUGUUCGCCUCCAGGCAAACAGUGUCCGUUGGCUGGCAACACGGGCCAAAGUCUUUGCGCUUCUCUGGACCUCCAGCAGACCUCGACACGCAGAGACUGGCCGGGGAAUUUCGCAAAAUCUACCCAAAUGGGAAAUGGGGCUCGUUGAGGAGUUGCCGGCCAGCCAGCCAGCCAGCAGCCCUGCAUGCACCCUGCAGAACACGCGCCAGGCCAGUCGACGACAUCAUCAACGAUCAAUCCGACAGCUCCUCCGAGUCCAACUCCUCUUUCAUGGCGAGCAGAGGAGUGUACGAUAGCGACUGUCAAUCGACACCCCCCAUCGGACUCGAAAAAGCACCAGAUCAUCCUGAAACCAUCCGGCACCCAGGGACAUGGAAGCGGAUCACUGUCCUGUGGCUUCGCUCCGCCGGGAUGCCGGCUUCUGUUCCAAGAACCGCGCUAGAAUCACUGGAACCUCAAGCAUUGCACACGUCACUGGCCGCACCGCAGCCUGACCACAGCGAAAUUCAAAGCAUCCCAAGGGUGGUAGAGAGUUGGCCCAACGCUAAGCGCCAAGCCCUGCCUAAGGCACUGAGACCCUGGCUUCACUUGGCCUAG